GUAGGCAGGUCCUGGCAGCGGGGAGCUGUGGCGGCGGUAUCUCGGGUAUAGCCAGCUCCAGCCGGAUGGAGUCUCGAGUUGCGGACGCCGGGGCCGGCCAGGCUGAGCGCACAGCGGGCGAGGGCCGGACAAGCAGCAGUGCCGCUCAGGGACUCGCAGUCUCAGCGCCCUUGGGUGCUGCCCGGUGGAAGCUCCUGCGGCAGGUCCUGAAACAAAAACACCUGGAUGAUUGUCUACGACAUGUAUCUGUAAGAAGAUUUGAAUCAUUUAAUUUGUUCUCAGUAACAGAAGCCCAAAAAAGGGAAACUGAAGAGGAAGUUGGUGCCUGGGUUCAAUAUACAAGCAUCUUCUAUCCUGAAUACAGUAUUUUCUUAAGGCAUAAUAGUGGAUCUUUGAAUGUUGAAGAUGUUCUUACCAGCUUUGACAAUACAGGAAAUAUUUGCAUCUGGCCGGCUGAAGAGGUUUUGGCUUACUACUGCCUUAAGCACAGUGAUGUAUUCAGGGACCUUGCUGUGUGUGAGCUAGGGGGUGGCAUGACAUGCUUGGCUGGGCUCAUGGUUGCUAUUUCUGCAGAUGUCAAAGAAGUUCUGUUAACUGAUGGGAAUGAAAAGGCCAUCAGAAAUGUGAGAGACAUCAUCACAAGGAAUCAGACGGCUGGUGUGUUUAAGACUGGGAACAUAUCAAGCUGCGUUUUACGAUGGGAUAAUGAGACAGAUGUCUCUCAACUGGAAGGACAUUUUGACAUUGUUAUGUGUGCUGACUGCCUGUUUCUGGACCAGUACAGAGCCAGCCUUGUUGAUGCAAUAAAGAGAUUACUCCAGCCCAGGGGGAAAGCAAUGGUAUUCGCCCCACGCCGAGGGAAUACUUUAAACCAGUUUUGCAAUCUAGCUGAAAAAGCUGGUUUCUCCAUCCAAAGACAUGAAAAUUAUGAUGAACACAUUUCAAACUUCCACUCCAAGUUGAAAAAGGAAAACCAGGAUAUAUAUGAAGAAAACCUUCAUUACCCACUUCUGCUUAUUUUAACCAAAGAUGAAUAGAAGAUUAAGCUGCUGGAAAGACAAAGAAAACAUCCAGUGCACAGGCAGUAUUUUCACAAAAACAGAAAUCGGUAACGGGUAUAAUAUGCAGUAAGCCGUUGGCUCCCUGAGAUUUUCAAGCCCCCAGGACAUGGGCCCCAACUGCCUUUGCAACAUUCCAUGUGUGGGUUCCGGGGUCCACCUGUCCUCAUCCACGUGACUCCGCAGCCGUCCUGGACUCCUCUUUUAUUCCAUCUGCUUGUUGCUC
Messenger RNA from Mesoplodon densirostris (Blainville's beaked whale), 1284 nucleotides. It is a transcript of the gene CAMKMT, whose product is annotated as calmodulin-lysine N-methyltransferase. Gene Ontology annotation, cellular component: cytoplasm. The transcript is spliced from 11 exons. Lineage: Eukaryota; Metazoa; Chordata; Mammalia; Artiodactyla; Ziphiidae. The coding region runs from base 66 to 1037 and encodes 323 amino acids. The record is from RefSeq and is a predicted model, not a curated record. Gene Ontology annotation, molecular function: calmodulin-lysine N-methyltransferase activity.